UCUCUCUCUCGUUCGCUCCUUUGAUCCGACCCAUUUCUUUACUCUCGUCCGUUCGUUGGUUUUCGGUUCCGAUUAAGUCACGGCUAUUCUGCUGCACAUUUUUCCAUGAUCUUAAUCCUGUCGAUCUAUUCUUUCAAGCAUAAUUUACUAACUAUACAUGUCUGAUCGAUGGGUUUCGUGCACGGGAAUUUCUCUUUUUUCCCUCCCUUUUUAUCGGUUCGACGCUGGUUCCAACUUCCAACAGAGGGUGCGCUCAUAGGAACGGCUUUCCCAUGAUUUAGAGCCUUUUAUCACUUCUUUUCUUGGAUGAUGGCUGUUCUGGCUUCGAAUGGCUACUGCCGCCAGUACUUGGAAACCUUCGACAAAAGGCGAGCCGUACAAGAUUUCACCUUCUCUGGGGCGGUCUCCGAUUGCAGGUCCCCAUAUUUUGCAACAGCCCUCGCUGACUGUCCGGCGACGAAGAGACUCCCGCGUAUCCUUGCAAUGGCACGCCAGACAGAAUUUGAUGGCCUCGUCACCGACAAUGGUGCCAACAAAAUGGUUCCGACCAAGGAUUUGGUGAGGAAAAGGAUUCCUUCUCAUCAGAAACCAGUGCCGAUCAAUGGUUCUAAGAUGGUCGUCAUCGGUGCCGGUACGAGCAAGAGGUAUAGCACAUCAGACCUCGUUCGAACUAAGAAGAAUAUAGCCCCCAAGGAGAUCACUUUCACCGAUGAGGUCAAAGUUUUGCCUUUAGAUGAAGGUUUCAGCUGGGCCAAUGAUAAUUACAAUUACUGGCAAAGGACUAUGGACAUUUGGAAUUUUGUGAUUUCUUUACGCAUUCGGGUUCUCUUCGACAAUGGAAAAUGGGCAUAUAUUGAUGGGUUUACAGAGGAGAAGCAGAAAAUCAGAAGAAGGAAAACUGCUUCAUGGUUGAGAGAAAAAGCACUACAACUCGGACCAACUUUUAUUAAAUUAGGGCAGCAAUUUUCAACCAGAUCUGACAUAAUCCCUCGGGAGUUUGUAGAUGAACUCGCCAAGCUGCAGGACAGGGUACCUGCAUUUUCACCAGACAAAGCAAAAGUUUUCAUAGAAUGUGAGUUGGGUUCUCCAGUUGAGUUAUUAUUCAAGGAAUUCGAAGAUCAGCCAAUAGCUGCAGCAAGUCUCGGUCAGGUACAUCGAGCAGUCCUUCAUAGUGGAGAACGAGUUGUUGUAAAAGUCCAGAGGCCAGGUCUAAAGAAGCUUUUUGACAUUGAUUUUAGAAACCUGAGGCUGAUAGCUGAAUAUUUUCAAAGAAGUGAGACAUUUGGAGGUCCUACAAGGGACUGGUUAGACAUAUAUGACGAAUGCUCAAGGAUAUUGUAUCAAGAAAUUGACUAUAUCAAUGAAGGAAAAAAUGCUGAUAGAUUUCGACGGGAUUUUAGAAACUUAAAGUGGGUCCGUGUACCUCUUAUAUAUUGGGAUUACACCUCAAGAAAAGUGCUGACCUUGGAGUAUGUUCCAGGAAUAAAAAUAAACAACUUGGAUCAGAUAGAUGCAAAGGGCUAUAGUCGCUCUCGGAUUGCAACACGUGCAGUAGAAUCAUACUUGAUGCAGAUAUUGAAGGCUGGCUUCUUUCAUGCGGAUCCCCAUCCAGGAAAUAUUGCUAUUGCAAUGGAUGAGUCACUUAUCUACUAUGAUUUUGGUAUGAUGGGUGAAAUUAAAUCUUUCACCAGGGAGAGAUUGCUUCAACUGUUCUAUGCAGUCUAUGAGAAGGAUGUAAACAAGGUUGUCAGAUGUCUGAUUGAACUUGAAGCACUUCAACCAACAGGGGACUUGUCAUCGGUGAGGAGGUCUAUAAAUUUUGUAUUGGAUGGUAUUUUGAGCCAAACAACCGAUCAUCAGCAGACUGUUGCAGUAAUCGGUGAGGACUUGUUUGCCAUAGCAACUGAUCAGCCGUUCCGCUUUCCAUCCACCUUUACAUUUGUCCUGAGGGCAUUCAUGACCCUUGAAGGCAUCGGAUACAUGUUGGAUCCAAAGUUUUCCUUUGCAAAAAUUGCUGCACCAUAUGCUCAGGAAUUACUGGACAUACGACAGAAGCAACCUGGUGGGACAGAACUUGUUGAGGAGAUACGAAAACAAGCUAAUGACGCCAGAGAUCUUACUAUCUCAAUGCCGUACAGGAUCCAGAGAAUAGAAAAUUUUGUGGGCCAACUUGAAUCCGGAGACUUAAAGCUUCGCGUCAGGGUGCUCGAGUCUGAAAGAUCCGCAAGAAGAGCCUCAGUAUUGCAGAUGGCCACCAUGUGCUUGGCUCUAAGUGGAACCCUGCUGAAUGUCGGCGUCACAUUGGGCAGCCAAGGACACCAAGCCAUUGCAAACGGAUCGUUCAUUGGUGCUGGUAUUUUCCUGGCACUAGCAUUCAGAUCCAUGGGAAAAGUGAAAAAUCUCGAAAAAAUCGAGAAGAUGAUGUGAUGAUGAUCCCAUCUGAUUCGGUCUGGAAAAUUUCGAAGAAGUUUAAUUCAUCCCACUUCAUCAAGAUGGUGAUUAUUUUGAUGUGAAUGUCAAUGCGCAUCGGUUGCUAAGAAUCAUGAGCCAGUAAAUGUAUUCCCCUAAUUUUUUCCCAUGUACAAGUUCAAUUAAGAUGCUUAGACGUGUAAUCAAUUGUAUAUAUUUUCCCUGGCCAAAAAACAGGUUUUCA
Musa acuminata AAA Group (dessert banana) is the source of this 2653-nucleotide messenger RNA. RefSeq names its product protein ACTIVITY OF BC1 COMPLEX KINASE 7, chloroplastic-like. Gene Ontology annotation, biological process: regulation of response to reactive oxygen species. The transcript has 18 exons. Bases 307 to 2427 code for a protein of 706 amino acids. The record is from RefSeq and is a predicted model, not a curated record. Lineage: Eukaryota; Viridiplantae; Streptophyta; Magnoliopsida; Zingiberales; Musaceae.